GGGCCACGAUGCUCAUGAGGAAAGUGCCCGGCUUCGUGCCGGCCUCGCCGUGGGGGCUGCGGCUGCCGCAGAAGUUCCUCUUCCUCCUCUUCCUCUCGGGCCUCUUCACGCUGUGCUUCGGGGCGCUCUUCCUGCUGCCCAACUCCUCCCGCCUGAAGCGCUUCUUCCUGGCCCCCCGGACCCAGCGGCCGGGCCUGGAAGCGGUGCCCGAAGCCCCCGGGCAUCCCCCGGCCGGGGCGCGGGAGCCGCCCCCCAACCCGGCCCCCGCCGCGCCGGCCCCGGGGCAGGAGGAGCCCAGCAGCCUGGCCGGGCCCCGCCGGAGGAAAGGGUGGGCGCGGCGGACCCAGCCCCCCAGGCCGCGGGAGGAGGCCACGGCGGCCCGCAGCGGCGGCAGCAGCAGCAGCGGCGGCAGCGGUGGCCGCGCCGAGGCCCCCCAGGAGGGGAGCCCCCCGUUCAGCUUUGACUUCCACGCCUUCCGGAGCCGCCUCCGCCACCCGGUCCUGGGGACCAGGACCCGCGGCAGCGAGGAGCCCCAAAGCCUGGUGCAAACCCGGCGGGAAAAGAUCAAGGAGAUGAUGCAGUUCGCCUGGCAGAGCUAUAAGCGUUACGCGAUGGGGAAAAACGAGCUCCAGCCCCUCACCAAGGACGGCUACCAGGGCAACAUGUUUGGAGGCCUCGGCGGGGCGACGGUCAUUGACUCCCUUGACACCCUCUACCUCAUGGAGCUGAAGGAGGAGUUCCAGGAGGCCAAGGCCUGGGUUGAAGAGAAUUUCCACCUGAAUGUGAGCGGAGAAGCAUCUUUGUUUGAGGUGAACAUCCGGUACAUAGGAGGACUCCUCUCAGCCUUCUACUUGACGGGAGAGGAGGUGUUCCGAAUGAAGGCCAUCAAGCUCGGAGAGAAACUCCUGCCGGCCUUCAACACCCCCACGGGAAUCCCAAAAGGUGUCGUGAACUUCAAAAGUGGCUCCAACAGGAGCUGGGGCUGGACCACGACCGGGAGCACCAGCAUCUUGGCAGAGUUUGGAUCCCUGCACUUGGAGUUCUUACACCUCAGUGAGCUCUCGGGCAACCAGGUCUUCGCUGAAAAGGUCAGGCACAUCCGGAAGUUCCUCAGGAAGAUCGACAAGCCAUUCGGCCUCUACCCCAACUUCAUCAGUCCAGUGAGCGGGAACUGGAUACAACACCACGUCUCGGUUGGAGGGCUCGGGGACAGUUUUUAUGAAUAUUUGAUCAAAUCCUGGUUGAUGUCAGCCAAGACAGACACGGAGGCUAAAGACAUGUACUACGAAGCCUUGACGGCAAUAGAGACCCACUUGGUGAAUGUGUCUCCCGGGGGGCUGACCUACAUCGCCGAGUGGCGCGGGGGGAACCUGGACCACAAGAUGGGGCACCUGGCCUGUUUCUCCGGGGGCAUGAUCGCCCUGGGCGCUGAGGAUGCUGAGGAGGACAAGAGGGCCCACUACCGAGAGCUCGCAGCCCAGAUCACCAAGACGUGCCACGAGUCGUACGACCGCUCAGGCCCUGGAGAAAUACUGUCGGACAGAAGCGGGUUUCGCCGGGAUCCAGGACGUGUACAGCAGCUUCCCCAACCACGACAACAAGCAGCAGACCUUCUUUCUGGCGGAGACGCUCAAGUACCUCUAUCUUCUGUUCUCGGAAGACGACAUGCUGUCCCUGGAAGACUGGGUGUUCAACACGGAGGCCCACCCGCUGCCGGUGAACCACUCGGACAGCGCUGGCAGGGCGGGGGGGCCACUCUGACCCCGGCUCCGGCCGCCCUGAGCCGCAGGGCGCCUCGCCUUUCCAGGUCUGGGGCUGUUCUCAAAGGGAUUGGGAACGCAGGCCCCCCUCCAGACACGUGUGCUGGACACGCCUCUUCUUCUCCUCUGUGAGGAGAUGGCCCGGAGACAGCGAUGUCACACCAGGCCCACAUUCCUUUCUAUGGAGAAUUUCUAUGAAACCCACUCAGCUGCCAUUCCAGGGCCAAAGGACUGGAGGUUUGCUUAUCGACCCCGUGUAUUUGGUUCACUUCCUUUCGCAUUAGGGGUAUUUUGGGUUUUGCUUGAUUUUGCCUUUUCUCUACAGUUGUGUUUUAUCACAAAUUAUAAGUUAGUUUUCAAAAUCACAUGCUUUCAAAAACCAUCACCUUGAUCCACUAAACCUUAAAGUAUUUGUACAUGUACAAAAACCUCGACCUUAUUUCUAUAUUUUAAAUGCCUCUUGCCCAGCAUUUACUAUUUGUUCUAUUACCUGUCAUUUACCUUAUCAUUUGAGGAGGAGUUCCCCUUUGAUUUGGGUUUAAGUGUUACGAAUACUCGUGCUAUUUUCAUUAUUGUAAUGGAGAAAUCUGAAAACUUACAAUAAAAGAGUUUAUUGAAUAAGAAA
This is a messenger RNA of Pipistrellus kuhlii (Kuhl's pipistrelle), 2385 nucleotides long. It is a transcript of the gene MAN1C1, whose product is annotated as mannosidase alpha class 1C member 1. The transcript is spliced from 11 exons. Gene Ontology annotation, molecular function: mannosyl-oligosaccharide 1,2-alpha-mannosidase activity; calcium ion binding. The record is from RefSeq and is a predicted model, not a curated record. Gene Ontology annotation, cellular component: endoplasmic reticulum; Golgi membrane; extracellular exosome. Lineage: Eukaryota; Metazoa; Chordata; Mammalia; Chiroptera; Vespertilionidae. Bases 9 to 1892 code for a protein of 627 amino acids. Gene Ontology annotation, biological process: N-glycan processing; carbohydrate metabolic process.